Messenger RNA from Xenia sp. Carnegie-2017, 1662 nucleotides. Its product is annotated as 2-oxoglutarate receptor 1-like. The record is from RefSeq and is a predicted model, not a curated record. Gene Ontology annotation, biological process: G protein-coupled receptor signaling pathway. Lineage: Eukaryota; Metazoa; Cnidaria; Anthozoa; Malacalcyonacea; Xeniidae. Bases 142 to 1320 code for a protein of 392 amino acids. Gene Ontology annotation, molecular function: G protein-coupled receptor activity. The transcript has 2 exons. Gene Ontology annotation, cellular component: membrane.
ACGGCAUACGGCAUGAGUAACCUGCGUGUUUUAAGUUCGAAGACGAAAGGAGCCCUUGCCAAAAUCGAUGUACUGUAGAAUGAGAAAGAAUUCCGAUGUCAAAUUAUCGUUUAAGGUGUACCAAAAAAUACUAUUGGAUAAAUGAAAAUGAAAUCAUUGAACCUUGUUCUGUUGUUUAUUGGAGUUACCUUAAUAAGCGGAAGCAGUAUGCCGACAAACGCUACUAAUUCAAAAUUCCCAACACACAAGAAUAACAGUGAUUUGGCAAAUGGAACAAACACAUCAACGACAUCAAAGGGCGGUUUUCUUCUAUCAAGACAACAACGAAAGAAUCUUGUCAUCAUUAUUAUAUCGGUUGCCGUCAUCGGAGCUCUCCUUAACAUAGCGGUUAUUCUUGCUAUAGUAUUUGACCCGUUAAGGAUCUUGCGCAAAGGACCGUGGAUAACAAUCUUAAACCUAGCUAUCGCUGAUUUUCUUUGGUGCGUUACUUGUUUUUUCCAAUGGCUGGAUUACUACGAGUUCAACAUCAUCAAUUUUACAGGCAGCGAGAGAUUACUUUACGAGGACAUUGUUCAAUUUGGUUGGUCAUUCAGUAAUGGUGCAUCUUUCUUAUUCCUGACUUUCUUUUCUAUGCAGAUCUUUGUGCUUACAAAACACCCACUGAAAAGUCGUUUUAUGUUUACAACACCCAAGGUUCUGUCAGCCUGUAUCGGGUUAUGGUUGCUCUCGAUACCUGUUGGUUUUUGUUAUAUAAUACACAGAUUUCCGCCCUUCGAUAAACACUUCAGAAAGUUUUGGAUGGCGCGCAUUGCUUUUCUGCAUUUCCUCACACUCGUUCAGCUUAUCCUGAACAUCCAAGUUACUAUUCAGAUUAUUCGCAGCGGCCGAAACACAAAAGAUGAUUGCAGACACAAUAACAAACACAGAAAUAUGGCGAAAACUGUGGUCAUUCUAACCGCAAUUUUCUUUAUUACCACGUUUCCUUUUAGGACACUACGACAAAUUGAAUUCGUCCUCAGAAUGAAUAACACUAAAAUAGGCAAUCUUGAUGAAGUUGCUUAUUUGUUUUAUCCGCUUUUACUAAUGAAUUUUGUCGCGAAUCCCAUCAUGUACUCGUUAAGACAUUCAGACUAUAGACGCACAUUUUUAGCAUUCCUUGGAAAGAUUCGAGGUAAAAACGUCCAUAUCCCAAAAACAACAGCUAACACAUCAUUUAAGCUUACUCAAAGAUCGUCAAUAAACUCGGAUAGAUAUCAGUCAGGCAAAACAAAGCAUAUGUUGACGGAAAGAUUGCCUCUUCAUCACACAAACCGUUUCUAAAUUUUAAAAUGUAAAAUACAACUACAUAACGCACAUCAAUUAGCAAUAUGCGUACUUUGCAUUAAGAAGCAUUUAAAUGGUGUGUAUGCAGAAAAAUGAGAUAGAUAUCUGAAAACAUGUGGGGGGUGGGGAAAAAAGUAGCCUCCACAGUAAAUUAUCGUUAAUAUAUGGUCGUUGCUUGUAAAAUUUCAAUAAACGUGUUGAAAUUUGCUAACAAAAAAAUAUUUACUAAUUAAGAAUAUUUAACUAUACAAAAAUCGAAAGCUAAAAAUGAUAACUUUAAUCAAGUAAUAAAAUAAAUAUUAGGAAAUAGCAGAAAGGAAUAAUGAUGUGAACAUGCAA